Amoebophrya sp. A120 is the source of this 4596-nucleotide messenger RNA. The record is from the annotation of a GenBank genome assembly. Lineage: Eukaryota; Dinophyceae; Syndiniales; Amoebophryaceae.
AGAGUAAGUAGCAUUCCUUUUUCGUGGACAUGCUCCUCCUGUCGAGUGUCGGAGUUAGAUAUAGAAAUUUGAAGUAAAAUAAAGUUUUUGAAACAAUACAAGCACCGACCACACAACAUCAGCAGGAGCGGCAACCCACACCAAUACUGCUUUCUUGUUGCCGUCGUCUAUUAAGAGCGCGAUUUUAGUUGUGAUUGUGCAGCACAUGAAGACAGAGAAGAAAAAAACCGGGCAUUUCAUCAUUUCCUUUACGAGAAAUACAAAGGAGUAGCAAACAAUGAGGCUUUAUCUUCCUCCACCUCGUCGCACCACUUUGGCCGCGGCUACAGCUCCUCCUGGUCGCUCAUUCUUUAUCAAUCUACUCCCAGUUAUCCUGCAAAAGAUGAUCCUCCUUUGCGAGAUUCUGGUCUUAUCUUCACACUGCGGAUUUUUUUCUCAUCUCCGUUCUUGUAGUGCCACUGCCAGCACGACCGCCGCUUCGGGGAAGCAAGAGCGUGCCCGCCCCAACUACUACGACCCGGAGGAGGAGGUUUUCAGUGUGGCCAGGCACCAAGAAGUAGGUGAGCUGCUGCAGAGGUCGCACGACUACCAUCCUCUUGAAGACAGAAGGCAUGCAGGUGAAAGAACUGCAACUGCAAGGCCAACAGGCUCUGCCUCUGGUCCACCAAGAACCCUGUUUGCCUCCUUGCUGCAGGAAGAACAGAGGCAGCUGCAGAGGCGUAGGGAGGCGCAAACGCAACGGCUCGCCGCCGAUGCGUCGAGCCUGCUCACUGCGCAUCGUUUCAUGUACGCGCCGAGCUCCCCACUGUGGACCUCGGUAUCCAAGGCAAAUAUGUUGUCUGGGUCCGGAAAUAAAUCGCUAGGUGUGCUACUGUCAUGCAGGUUUUCCAUGACCACCCGCGAGGUCUGGCAUGUACGGCUUAGCAUGGCAACAAAAUUUUUUUGGUAAAAUCGCGCAACAAUUUCAAAUUUUUUCUUUUUCACGAUCCAAAUUUAGCAUCACAAGUCACACGAUUCUUGCACACGACGACCCACGAGACAUGUUUGGAAUGCAUAUUCGAUCGACCGAGAUAAGUGGUUUCCCCCUGACGCCUGCCCGGUUUUUUUCACUGAUAAUUUCGCCACGCACUUCUGCGAGGAACACAAGUGCGAGCUUCCCUGCUUUUACGAUAUCAAAUGUAAAAAUGUCUGGGUCUGGAAGAGUCAUGCUGUUUUUGCAUCACACAGAAGGUCUGGCAUGGAAGCUCUAGCAUCACAGGUUUCGAGAAGCUUCCGCAAUGCCGAAUCCGCAUGACAGGUCCCCUAUUCUGCUGACAGAAAGUGGGGAGCUUUUGCUACGUAUGCACGAGAGACUUUUCUGCGUUCUGAAAUACGCAUUACAAGUUGCAUUCUUCCAGACCCAGACAUUUUUGCAUUUGAUAUACGACACGGAAGCGCAAUCCUGUAUCCUGAGCAAGAACGCCCCCACUCCAGAGUUGUCAUGCAGAUUUGCAUGGACAGGAAGUAGACUUGGUGUAUUAAUACGCAUCCCCAUGAGCAGAGGAACCUCCAGUCGUGUUUUGGAAUUUGUAAUGGUGCGAACAGGAUGAGCAGACGCCUUUGUGAUCCACGGCUGUACUUGCAAAACUGAACUACAAGAAUACAGAGAAGAACUUGCCAUGCGUGACUCGCAAAACUUCUGGAUUUGUGUUGCCAGAUCCUCAUCUGGGUCGCUGGGAACGUUUUUACGCAGGAUGCCCUGCACUCCGGAAGAGGUUUGUAAGAACGUCGGCGGAGGUCGAGGAAGUGGAGGUACUAGUGCUAGUAUCCUGUGCAAAAGUAUCUGAUACUCGUAUUGCAAUCAUGCAUUUUACAAAUCUCUUUCUUAACGUAAAUCAGCAUGACAAAUUUCAUUCCUCAUGCUGAGGAAAUUUGUAAUGCGUUGAUGCGAGUACGAUACGGAUACUUUUGCACAGGAUAGCUAGCAGCAGUAAGAACCAGUGCCAGCGAAAGCCCUGCGCCCAGAUCAGUUUCCCGAGUUCGGCCGAGAAUGACGAAGAGCUGCUGAGAAGGUACCGCAUUUGCAUCAACGCGGGCGGUAUCAACUGUAAAAGUGUCUGGGUCUGGAAGAAUGCAUGUUUGUCAUGCUUGUCUGGCAUAACUCUGAAAUCUGUCAUGCACGUUACCCAAGAGCUCUAUUUUUCUGUGAUGCAGAAACGCAGUUUAUCAUGCAGAAUAGGCAACGCCUAGAAGCUCAGAAACUUGUCAUGCUGAGCCAGCAUUUGUGGCCUCAUCAUGAGACGCCACCCAGCAUGACAAGUUUCCAGACCCAGACACUUUUACAUUUGAUAGGCGGAGGAGGUGGCAGUGCGGGUAUGAUUAACAACCCGGUGUCCACCGCCGUGGCGUGCCAGUACGAUGUGAAGGGGAACAUGUGUGUGAUCACGUCUAACAGCUUCGGCUCUUUUUUCAAUAAAAAGAAGAAAGCGACCACCUCUGCGUCGUCUUUUGUCUCGGUUGGUACAACCACCACAAAGAGGACCUCCAAAACGAAAAUAACACAACGACGAACCAAACGCCAGAAGAUAAGAACUAGUACGAGGCAACUGUUGUGGAAAACGAAAUCGGCUGGUGGUGCAACGACCACUUCUAACGUGAAACAGGCAGCAGAGGAAGAUAUUCAACUCGCCGAAUCGGACCUGGAUUCCAUGGACCUCUCCGCCUUAAAGUCUACCGGGGUGAAAGCAUUCAAGCCCUUCAGCGAAUCGACGUUGAAUAUGCAACGUGCAAGAAAAGUAGUAGCGUGCUCGUACGAGGUCUAGGAAUAGCAAUAGGAUUGAUUUUCUGCGAUGGUGCGUGACGUGCUGACUCGAUGUUUUGCUGUCCCUGUGCCUGAUUCUGCAUGAAAUAUGAAAAUGAUUUAUUCACUUUCAAUGAUUCUGAAUGUGAAUGAAAUAUGUAAAAAUUUGUGAUCGAUUUCGAUCGACUACGACUAUCCUGAGGCGAUCUUCUACUAGUGCGAAGAUCUUCUACUCCUUUUCGCCUGUCGAUACUGCAUAUCGAAUGCAAAAAUGUCUGGGUCUGGGACGAGGAUGCGAACUUGUGAUGCAUACUUAGAUCACACAAAAAUCUGUGAUGUUUAGACAGCAAGAGGACCUCUCUUUCCUCUCGCCAAAAGAAGGCGUUUGUCAUGCGGAUUAGGCAUUGGGAAACUCCGUCUCCAAACCUGUGAUGCUAGGCCUUGCAUGGCGCACCUUCUGUGAACAAAAGCAGACGCAGCAUCACAAACCUCAGCAAUGUUCCAGACCCAGACAUAUUUGCAUUUGAUACUGCACAUGAAGCAACAGUUGCUGGACGAAGUGCACAAGACCACGCAAGCUCACGACGCCGCGCAAAAAGCGUUCGCCGAGGCGGAAAAGGUCUUUUUUUCCACGACCUGGAAAUUGAAGUCCUUGUUUCGUUCCUCCGCGGAAAAACUCGCGAUGCUGAAGCAGCAGUUCCCGAGCCUGCACCGUGGGGUUUGGGCCUUUUUGGCGGAGCAGAAGGGAUAUGAAUUGCAAAUGUGUCUGGGUCUGGAACCUUGUAAUGCUAAAAGUGACUGAUAGACGCACUGCAAAUAAACGCAGCUAUGCAUGACAAAUUUUUUGGCUGCCAUGUGUUACGUAUUCCGCAUGGCAAACUGCGUUUUUGUAUGACAGGUAAGAGGGCCUCGCUUCCGUGCCUAUGCAACACAGAUUCAUCUCGAGUCAUGCCAGACAAGCAUGACAAACUAGCAGUCUUCCGGACCCAGACAUAUUUGCAGUUGAUAAGGGACUCACGGCAGACGAAAUGUUCGCGGAGAACAUUGCAAAAACCUUUCACCUAUCCAGUGCAAAAAUGUCUACUGGGUAUGAAGAGUGUAACUUGUCAUGCUACAUCUGGAUCGUGGAAAAAUUUGUGUUGCAUGAUUACCAAGAGAUGAGGUCUACUUUUGAACAAGUUUAGAGGCAGUUUCUCAUGCAGGAAAGGCGUGAUAGAAAUCUCACAGAACCUGUCAUGCUAGGCCGUGCAUGCCAGAUCGCGUGGGUCAUGGAAAACCUGCAUGACAAACCUACUUAGCUUUCUUCCAGGCCCAGACACUUUUGCAUUUGAUAUCACUCGACUGGAUGGGCGAUGGAAGACUUGAAAUUAGCCUAUGACAAACCGGAGGUGGAGGAGAAAAAAGGUAAACAGGAGGAGAAAUAAGCCGGGGCUGGUGGUAAAUAGAGACAAAGAACUGUCGGAGAAAGGGUAGAAAAAGGGGGAAUGGAACUAAGUAGAAAUGAUCUUCUGUUUGAGCAAGUUUCUUCUGAUCUCUAGUUUCAGAGGUUAGUAGGGUACUAUCAAUGAUGAAAGUUUUGACUAUAAAAUUAAAAAUCUCUCGUCCUGGAAGUGGACGGGAUACUUCCUAGAACUCGUUUCUUGUUGCUGGUUUCGUUGUACUUACUACAUGUGUUAAACCGGGUAAUCCAGGAGGGCCGGACAGAGCAGAGUCUUUGUUCGCGGCACAUCCGCUUUCCGGUCGGCCCCUGGUGACGACCGAGAUUUAUGAGCUUUGUUCUCCUGUACUACCUGUUCGCUGGCAAAACAGCACCUGUG